Messenger RNA from Podarcis muralis (Common wall lizard), 806 nucleotides. It is a transcript of the gene IZUMO4, whose product is annotated as IZUMO family member 4. The record is from RefSeq and is a predicted model, not a curated record. Lineage: Eukaryota; Metazoa; Chordata; Lepidosauria; Squamata; Lacertidae.
AUGGGUUGGCGGAGCCCAUGCCUGGCCUUGGUGGCGGUUCUGAUCCUGGGGCCGGGCCCCUCCUGGCUGUGCCUGCAGUGCGACCCCAAUUUCGCCCUCCGCUUCGCCUCCUACGCCCCCCACCUGAGCCGCAAGUCCUGGGGGCUGGGGGACGUCCCGGCUGCCGGGCGGAGGCUGCGCGGCUGGGCCCAGGACACCCUGGCGGAACUGAACCUGGGGGUCCCGGCAGAGAUCCCGAUGGAGAAACUCCAGGCAAUAGCGACAGUCGUCUAUGGGAAGCUGGACACUCUCUUCAAAGGCAACACUUACAAGCCAGGUGUCCUUCCGGAAAUCCUGCGUUCCAUUUUCGAGGAACAAGUCAAAUUGCUACGGAAUGCCAUCAUCGAAAGUAGAGUGAAGUGUGAACGCCAUUGUGGAAUAAAGCAAUACGAAGCCGUUUCUUGUGUGACGUGCAACACCACCAAGCCAGCUUGCUUUGGAUAUAAUUGCGAGUCCUCUGAAGACUGGGAAGACGCCUUGAAGGGCCUCUACGAAUACAUAUACAGUUUGACAACGAACCCAGGCGAGUGGUCGAUGGCACUGAAGCAACUCCCGGGAUUUAGCCACUGCACAUCUACAAGACCAGAGAACCUGAACUUUACGAGUAUAGAAAGCACCCUCUCGAAAAACUGGCUGAACUUGAUGGCGCUGAAGGAGCUUGAGGGAGAGACCCCCGUUCUCCAGCUCCUCGCCCCGAUCUGCUGAAUUCUUCCCUUUUCCGCAAUGUUCUAUGGAGAGCCCACUUUGAUGUAAUAAAAUUAUGGAUA